CACACAAACACAGCGAGGGGGGGGGGAGGGUGAGAAAGAGAGAGAGAGGGAGAGAGACUCCCCGGCUCCCUCCCUCCCUCGCACACAGCGACUGGAGACGGACCCGGAGCAACGCGCUGGGAAGAGCAGAGACCACCGACAACAGCCCCGCGCUCUCCCACACACGCUCACACUCGGCGCUUUCCUCUCCACCCCCACCUCCUCCUCCUUCCACCCCCUCCACUAACACCAUCUCCUCCUCCUCUCUGCAACAAGAAAAAAAAAGCCAUUUACAGGGGGUGAUGUGCAACUAAUUAAAGGCAGACUGGCAGCGUCUGCAAAUUCUAAGGCUCCCCAAAUAAAAAGAGACUGUUGUAACAGUUGGAGGAUAAUGCAAAGGAAGACGCUGCCUGGGAAUUCACCGUCUGUGGACAUGCGCCCCAGAGAGGACUAAAGCAGCCCUCACCUUGCUCUCCCCACCCGGAUCCCCCUUUCCUGCCCGGCCCGGCCGGUACCCCGACCCCACCAUCACCCGCUUCCCUCCCCCCCACCUCUCCCCCUUUCCCACCCAGGUGUCGGACCAGGCGGUCCCCACUUCCACCCUGCACCCCUUCUUCCCCCCCUGCACCAUGAACACCAAUGUCUGCGUGGAGCCCGGGCCGAGCCCGGAGGCCCCGGGCUUGCCCAAGGAAAGCCACCUGCCCGAGGGGGCCCUGAACAGCCUUGUGGAUUACAACUCGGAGAUGGAGCGUUACCGCUCCUUUGCCACCUCCUUCUACAAGACCAACGGGGGCGCCUUCCCGCAGGCUGCCAAGAUCGCGCGCAUCACCACCCCCAUCUUCCCCAGCAGCGCCGCCGCCGCUGCGGCCGCCGCGCGCAUCGGCAUGUCCCCGUGGAACUGCGACAACGCGGCCACCGCCGCCGCCACCGCGAUGCUCUGGGGCAGCGGAGGCAGCGGCGGGGGCGGCGGGGGCGGGGGUGGGGGCGGCGGGGCCGGCAGGAAAUCCUCCUCGGCCGCCGCCUCCUCCUCCGCCUCCUCCUCGGCGAUCCUCCCCACCGCCGGCGGUGGCGGCGGUGGUGGUGGUGGUGGUGGCGGCGGCGGUGGCGGCGGCGGCGGCGGCAGGACCAGCAUGCACCACCGGAACGACUCCCAGCGGCUGGGGAAGGCUGGCUGUCCGCCAGAGCCGUCGUUGCAAAUGGCAAAUACUAAUUUCCUCUCCACCUUAUCCCCCGAACACUGCAGACCUUUGGCGGGGGAAUGCAUGAACAAGCUCAAAUGCGGCGCUGCUGAAGCAGAGAUAAUGAAUCUCCCCGAGCGGGUGGGGACUUUUUCCGCUAUCCCGGCUUUAGGGGGCAUCUCAUUACCUCCAGGGGUCAUCGUCAUGACAGCCCUUCACUCCCCCGCAGCAGCCUCAGCAGCCGUCACAGACAGUGCGUUUCAAAUUGCCAAUCUGGCAGACUGCCCGCAGAAUCAUUCCUCCUCCUCCUCUACCUCCUCGGGGGGAGCUGGCGGAGCCAACCCGGCCAAGAAGAAGAGGAAAAGGUGUGGGGUCUGCGUGCCCUGCAAGAGGCUCAUCAACUGUGGCGUCUGCAGCAGUUGCAGGAACCGCAAAACGGGACACCAGAUCUGCAAAUUUAGAAAAUGUGAAGAGCUAAAGAAAAAACCUGGCACUUCGCUAGAGAGAACACCUGUUCCCAGCGCUGAAGCAUUCCGGUGGUUCUUUUAAAGCAGUAGUGUAUCUUAUUUUCAAGGCAUUUGGAAACGAAGGGCAAACUAAUGUCUUGUUUUAAGAAACCACUUAGUCCACCAUUGAAGAAAAUAUCCAGAAAUUAUUUUCAUUUUAUGUAUAGGGAUUUCUUCAAAAAACAAGAGGAAAAGAAAAGAAAAAAAGACAUAAAAUUAACAGGGAAGCUUGGGGAAUUGGCCAGUCUAUUUACUUUCAAUACACUGAUUCUUCCUUUGAUGUAAUUCAGCUAUACUAGUGAAGUUGUUGUCUAUUUUGAAAGUGGCUGUAAAAAGAAAAAAAUAAGUUUGGGUAACCCCCGACUGUAAAAUCAUGUAUCUUUGCAAAGUACAUAUCUAUACUUCAUUUUCAAAUAUAUGUGAUUCAGUACUGUAAACUGUACAGAUAGCAGCUUGUAUUUUGUGUGUUUAGACACAAGGAGACAAUCAUGUCUGAGCAUCUAUGGAGAUUAACAGUUUGUACACAACAAUAUGGUUCUGCAAGUUAAAUCUGGAGCAAUAAAUUUUAGCUUUAAAUAUAUUUGCCAGUGGUUUGUAGAAGCAGUGGCAACACUGGUGGUAAUUCAUGCAUCUUUCUGUAGAGACUCGGUGGCCGGUUUUACAAGACUAAGAGAUAACGCUGCAUCCAGCAGUUACCUUCAAAUGUGUCAAUGUAAGAGGGAAAGCUACUGUGAAGGUUUCAAUGAAUCUUUUGAGCACUAUAUUAGAGUAGUGGUUAUGCACUUGCGUUGCUUACAAACGAGCUGUACAGAGGGUAUACCCCCAAAUACUUAGUGUAGUUGACUUGUUUGGGUUGCACUGCAAGGGGAGUACUCAGAAUAGUUGGGAAAUGCAGAAUCAGUUGUAUAAAUUUUUUAAUAAAAAAAUUGUUUCCUAGGCCGAAACAGAUCAUAGAAAGAGACAGUCAUGCCUGACAAUUUUUUUUUUCCUAGCCACGCACAGGCUGUCCAAGCUUUUUGGUUAUUUGUUUAUUCUUUUGCUUUGGGGAGGGGUAGGAAAGAUAAAAACAGAAGGGUCUUCAAAUGUUUUAAUUCCAUGUAUGGCAUUGAAUGGGCAGGUUGGAAACAAUCCUUGAAUGCAUCAAAGCCUGCUUUAAGGCAUGGCUGGGCAUAUUUUCAAGUUAAAAUUAAUUAAAGACAUUCAUUAAAGUGAGGUGGUUUUUUGUUUCUUUAUCUUCCUUUCCAUAGCCUCUCAGUUGGAUGAGUGUUCUUCCCCGGCCUCUCUGAGGAACACCCAUUGCUUCCAUUCCCCUUCUUAUCCCAGGAUGCUUUCUUUCCAUAAAGCAAGGCCACAGUGAGAGGAAUUUCAUAAAAGACGAGACAGUUGACCCCCAAGAUGCUUAGAACCCAGGAGCCUCAUCCUGUAAGAUUGGAUUUUCCUAGGACAGUUGUAUUUCUUAAAGGAUGCCUAUCCCAUUAAAACAAAUACUUUAAUUUUUUUUAAAAAAAUUAGACUGUAAGGAUCAGUUUCAGGAAUAAAACAUAGUUUAGUAAAACACACAUAGAAUAGCAAAGUUGCCAUAUUCUCACAUCUUUGUUCUAUCUGCCUGUCAAACUGGUGAGUGAGAAGGAAAACAGAAAGGUGGUGGUAGAGCAGCGAGGACUUCAAAGUGUAAUGUGCUCCGAAAUCUUUUAGUUUUGAAUAGGAAAUAAGAUUACAAUUUUUUUCUAAAGGCGGGUCAAGUACAGCGUCACUGGGGCACCUUGAUGAGGGCAGAGUGGGUUUGUAUGACGCCAGUGUGGGAUGAAUUACCUAGCUAGCGUACCAACGCCUAGUCUGCAGUAUGGUCAAGCAAUCUCUGUGAGGAAAAUGCAGUAUGUGUUAUACCCGCCUGUGUUUGGAGAAAGGAAUGGAAUCAUCAGAAGCUAAAAUGGACUGUAUAUUUCUUUUGAGAUAGCUUUCUACUCCAUGUGUAUUCCUUAGAGGGUUGGUGGUUAUCAUUUCUGCUUCUGCUGUAGGACCAAUGAAUGCUGUGUGAGUUCUUCAUUGUCCCAUUGUUUCUUUUCUUCUCUCUCUCUCUCCCUCGGUAUUUACAAUUUUUAUUUUACUUUACUCUUAUUUUUGCCAAUGUGUUAACUAUGAGUAUGUGGAAACUUACUUUCACUCUUGAAUGGGAAGCUUCCCUUGCAUUUGUAAAAAAAAAAAAAAUGAUUACAAAUGAAACAAAGUUCUUUUCAGAUGUAUUAGGCAUACAAUAGGGACCUCAUAGCAACAUAUGGACAGUCAAAAACUCAAGAUGGUAUUGCAUGUCUUGAUGUAUUCUGGUUUUUAGACUUUUGUGUUUUGUUUUUUUAAGACAGUGAAUAUGUGUAUUGUGAAUGCGUGUUUCAUAUGGCAGUUCAUUUAUUUUUAAUGAAAGGAAUGUGUUACUAUAAUGAGCAGUGUGGCCUUUUUCUUUAAUUCUUACAUUUUGUUAUUUACGGUAAUUUCUUUUAUGCCACAUACUUUUUAUAUUUCCCCUUAAGCUCAGUUUACAAAAUGUAGGGUACAUACACAGUUCUCACUGGUGAUGGUAGAGGAAGUAUUCUAGAUUCCCUCUAGUUCUCUUUCUCAAGUGUCAGUGUACAGACAACUUGUAGCCUUAGGGCAGUGACUAAAAGGUAUGCAUCUUCCUUAUUCCAAAAUAUAAAUGAAACAUAACCUUUAACAGUUGCUCACUCUAUGUUUCAUUCUUCAUAUCAAGGAAAUUUAGAAAUUAGCCAUCAGAUUGUAGGUUGUCUAUAUACAACUUAAAAAUCACACCUCAGAUAUUGCUAAGGUUAUUAGAGAAAUUCACAAACACUUGAGUUCAGUCAUCAGUGGAUGUCUUGUCCUGGCAGCAUUUGAGAGAAGCACAGGAGAAUAUAUGGGCUAUAUAUACCCACUGUACUAAAUAAAUGUUCCUCUUAGCUAGCCCUCAGCACUCUGGGAAUAUUGUAACACAGAGAUGCCUUCUCUGACCUUCAGACUAAGGUGAGUUUCUUUCUAGUGGCCUCCAUCUGUCCUCAUACAAGCAGAGGCAUGCUCACAAAGUAGAACCGAAUCCAUCCAUGGGACACAAAUAGAAUCAUCGUCCUCCUAAGACAUGCAGAUAUAAGAAGUCUCCUGGUUGCUUAAGCCCCAACCUUCAGUUUCCUUCUGAGCGAUCUCAGGGUGUGGAAGACAGUGGGCUUGCCAUGACUUAAUAUUAAGUAAUCACUAAAAGAAAGAAACGUUCCAUCCCUUGUCAGAACCACUGGCAUGGACGUUGUGCAAUUAGUGCUAAAGCACAGAAAGCCUUGAAGCUGAUAGUAUCAGCAAUCAAAGAAUGAAAAGAGGGGCACAGUUAAAUGAAUGCAUGAUUCGGGGUCAAAUAUGUUGGGCAGAGAGCUGUAGUGGAUCUUUGAUCAUGGUGAGGUUCACAGCAAUAGCAAACAGUUGGUUCCAUGUAGCAGAUAAACGUUUCAGAUUUUGCUUUUAUUCCAUUUGGCGUUUCACACUGAGAUCUGUAUUCCUAGUGAAUGGAGCACAGCUACUGUGUUCCGAGGGAUCCCAUUUCACGAUGGCCAAAUAGAUAUUUCAGGACGUGGGUCUCAAAAUGUACUCCUUUUCCGGUGUCCUCCCAUUCCCAACUGUGCAGUUAUCGGUUACAUUUUCUAAUAGAUAUUUGUGUAAAGGUGUAUGUAAGCGUGUGCAGUUAUUUAAAAAAGCAGUUUUGGAAAACAGUGUAUUUAUUGAAGAAAAAACCACUUAUGGGGCAUGUACAAAACUGUAAAAAAAAAUUAAAAAUCACUUCAAUUUGCCCAGUAAAGUUGUUUUUGUGAAAUUUCUGUGUUGUUAAAUAAAGGA
Messenger RNA from Chionomys nivalis (European snow vole), 5530 nucleotides. It is a transcript of the gene Cxxc4, whose product is annotated as CXXC finger protein 4. Lineage: Eukaryota; Metazoa; Chordata; Mammalia; Rodentia; Cricetidae. Gene Ontology annotation, molecular function: zinc ion binding; methyl-CpG binding. Bases 609 to 1706 code for a protein of 365 amino acids. The record is from RefSeq and is a predicted model, not a curated record. The transcript is spliced from 4 exons. Gene Ontology annotation, cellular component: nucleus.